UUAUACAUAGUCGGUCAGGGUGCAUAGCGUAUUUAACCAAAAUGAAAAGAACCAAAGAGGGGGGGAUUUUUUAUACGCCUGCAGCCAAAUGCGUCAAAAAGCAAAAGUGAAAGGUCCUGUUACAUAAUGGGGCCGUUGAAGAGUUGGCGACAGAAACACACGGAUACAUCAUACAUCACAGUGGGUCGGCAGAAACAACCUCUGCAAGCUGAGCGACACUUGAGAAUCUUUUAUAUACUCUCACUCCUUGGAAGUUAUUGCUAGUGUUUGUUUCAACUUUGAAGCCCAGCAAGGAGAAUGGGGCAGCGUGUAAUGUACAGCACCAUUCUCCCACUUCUUGUGACGGCAAAUUGGUUAGUGCUCCCCGGAGUUUCCUCUGCCAAUGAGACCUCAGCUGUGGGGGAUCCAGGAAUGCGGAGAGAUGGGCUGAGAGUGGCAUUUGAAGCAUGGAACUUCUGCAACGAAGUUGGCCAAGAAGCCCCGGACAUGGGCAGCCCCAGGGCUGCCGAUUGCUUCGAUCUUUCAAAUGGUUCUCUAAUCCACAAAGUCACAGAAGCUGACAACAAACUUGGUGUUGGGGUGUCAUUUCCGGGUGUGAGUCCAAAUGCUUUAAACAAUCCAGACCUUUACGCCGUGGAGAAGGAGCUGUAUCUUGGCUCACUCUGUGAAAUUUCAGACACCCCUAAACCGUGGCAAUUUUGGAUGGUGAUGUUGAAAAAUGGCAACUACGACACCAAUUCUGGUCUCUGUCCUGAGAAUGGUAAAAAGGCACCACCUUUCAAACCAGGCAGAUUUCCAUGUUUUGGAAGUGGAUGUAUGAAUCAGCCCAUCCUCCAACAUCAGCCUACAGCUCUAGAUGGGAAUGGAAUUAUGAGGGGUGGGUUUAAUGGCAGCUAUGAUUUGAACUCCACAGCUGGAAGUACGGUUUCUUAUUUUGAGGUGGUAUGGGAGAAAAAAGUUGGGUCUGGGGGUUGGGUGUUUGCUCAUAAACUAAGGACCUCAACAAAGUACCCGUGGCUCAUGUUGUACCUGAGAGCUGAUGCAACCAAAGGAUAUUCCGGCGGCUACCACUAUGACACUCGGGGAAUGCUAAAAACACUUCCAGAGUCUCCUAAUUUUAAGGUAAGAUUGAGCUUGGAUAUCAAGCAGGGCGGAGGCCCGAAGAGCCAGUUUUACUUGAUUGACAUUGGGAGCUGCUGGAAAAACAAUGGCGCCCGUUGUGACGGAGACGUGCUAACUGAUGUAACCAGAUACUCUGAGAUGAUUGUCAACCCAGAAACUCCUGCCUGGUGCAGCCCCACAAAUAUUGGCAACUGCCCCCCGUACCACAUCACUCCCAACAACACCAAAAUACUGAGGACCGACGCCGCACACUUCCCUUAUGGAGCAUAUCACUAUUACUGUGCCCCAGGCAAUGCCCAGCACCUGGAGAAGCCAUACAGCACUUGUGAUCCGUACAGUAACCCACAAGCACAAGAGUUGCUGCAGUUGCUUCCUCAUCCAAUAUGGGGGGAGUACGGCUACCCUACCAAUCAGGGAGAUGGUUGGAUUGGAAAUGGCAGAACCUGGGAGCUCGAUGUUGGAGGGCUUUCCAGUAGACUUUAUUUCUACCAGGAUCCAGGUAGCCCUCCUGCAAGAAGAAUAUGGACCUCUAUUGACGUGGGAACUGAAAUUUUUGUCAGUGAUCAGGAACAAGUGGCUGAAUGGACUCUCAGUGACUUAGAUGUCAUUCUGACUUAAUGAAAAUCCAUGAGAAUCAUGUCCAAGCCCUUUACCCGCUCAGAACAAGAAAAAACGAGCUCAGUCGAAACUAUGCUUAUAAUUCUUUUACUAACAGAAAGCAUGCCCAAAGGAUCAAAAGUGGCAGCAUGAUAGUUUGAUCUCACAGCAGUUGUAUUUUUUGGAACCCAAAAAAAAAUGUGAAAUAGGAAAAUCUGUCUUGUUUUUC
Molecule: messenger RNA, 1948 nt
Organism: Sesamum indicum (sesame)
Lineage: Eukaryota; Viridiplantae; Streptophyta; Magnoliopsida; Lamiales; Pedaliaceae
Product: calcium/calcium/calmodulin-dependent Serine/Threonine-kinase
Source: RefSeq, a predicted model, not a curated record